GCCAUGCAGGAUCAGGAAGAAGAGAGUAGAGAAAAUGAUGGUGACAUGCUGGACAGAUCUGAAUACUAUCUAGAGUCAUUACUUUGUGAUGCCUUCAAGGGAAAAGGAUUUCAGAAAAUAAAAGAAAUAAUCCAAGGAAAUGAUAUUUAUCCUCAGAAAUACAGCAAGCAACUAUUAAACCAACUGGACAAAGUUCUAAAAAAGGAACUGGACAAAAAUGAGUUCACAAAUGUAUCCCUAUUGUUGAAGUGCAUUCAGCAGUAUUGUAGAAGUGAUCCUCGAAAUGGUGUAAAUUUGCUUCUUCAGGAGGGAUUGAUAGCAAAGAUAAUCACUUGGUUUGAAAGAACCAGAGAAUUUCUGAGUCUGAUAGAACCAAGUGAAAGUACAUUGUUGGUCCAGCUUGUUGAAGACUUCUUCGACACUGCCUUGAUUAUUGGCAAAAGCAACACUGAAGGGGGAAAGCAGUUGCUGGAGUCUUUCAUACCAUAUUUGGGACAUCUAGCUGUUGAUUCUCAUGUGAGCUGUUUCCUUCGACAGGAGGCUUUGAGAACCUUAAACACUCUGCUGGAUAACACCGGAAAAGAGGAGAAAAAGAGGUUUGCCGGGUCUGAAGAGAUGUGUCUGCUUACGAAAGAACUUGCAAAAGCAAUUCUGGAUGUUGGUGACUAUGAUAUCCAGAUUGCUAUUGUGGAAGCCCUGUUCAGGAUAACGUUGAAAAAGUGGAGAGUCGAUCUUGUUCACGACUGGUUUGAAGAUCAGUACCUUGCUAAGGCUUUUAGAGAAAUCAAAGACAGAGAUUUUGAGACAGAUUCCAGGUUAUUUCUUAACGAACUGAAUGAAAGACUUGGAGAUAAAAGAAGGGUUUGCUCAGUUCCAUGCAAAGCUGCUGUUGCUGAUACAAACCAGUUAAAGAAACCAGCUGAUGACAAACUAAAGGAGUUUUGGAUUGACUUCAAUUUUGGAAGUGAGAGCAUUACUUUCUACGUGGACAACCUUGAGGGUGGUCUUUGGGAGUCGGUGAGGUUGGCAAAAGAAGCAGUUAGUAGCUAUCAUCUGACAGAGGAAGGGGGAGAAAAGAUUCUUAAAAUGGUCUUGAAGGAUCCCAUGGCCAUCAACAAAAAAGAAGUAACGAAGAUACAAAUUCACUUUGAUAGCCAGUUUGAUGUGUUGACACAGCUCUUCAAUGUAAUGGGAAAGGACAAAGUGAUGAUAGUGCUUAACCAAGAUGACGAUUACUGCAGUGGAGAUCAGCCACAGCAAAGUACAAUAGUGGUAAGCAGACAUGUGGAGAGUGGAAAAGAUCUUGUGGGUUCAGAUUCCUUAUUGAACGUUUCAACAUUACUGCCGGUUACAGCUACAUCUCAGAAAAUCAUUGUUCCUGCAGAUGCCACUGCAACUAGAGAGAGUCAACUGACAGGAAAACAAAAUGGCAGCCAAGCUUCUGGUGAUGUAGGUGCAGUUUCUGGAACAAAUGCUUUGAAAACUCCUCCGCCAUUGAACACAAGCGCAUCGAAAGCCUCUCCGCUGAGACGAAAGGAUAGGGCUGCGUAA
This is a messenger RNA of Lacerta agilis (Sand lizard), 1551 nucleotides long. It is a transcript of the gene SYCP2L, whose product is annotated as synaptonemal complex protein 2 like. Lineage: Eukaryota; Metazoa; Chordata; Lepidosauria; Squamata; Lacertidae. The transcript has 19 exons. The coding region runs from base 4 to 1551 and encodes 515 amino acids. The record is from RefSeq and is a predicted model, not a curated record.